This is a messenger RNA of Nomia melanderi (Alkali bee), 1124 nucleotides long. RefSeq lists its product as uncharacterized. The record is from RefSeq and is a predicted model, not a curated record. Lineage: Eukaryota; Metazoa; Arthropoda; Insecta; Hymenoptera; Halictidae.
GAUACGUGUGACGGAUUCAUCGUAGAAGAUUAACUUUGUCAAGCGAUUAGCCAUAUGGAAUAAAAUCGAAAACAUUGAAAAAACAAUUGCGAUAAUCUUGACAAUUUUCCUUUCUAAUAUUCAUUCGAGAUCCGCCGCGAUCCAAAGUAUUCUUCGAUCGAACGAAAGAGAACCAUUGUUCGUUUCACGCGCAAACGUGUAUCGCGUAUCCUUUGGUUUUCCAGUUGCGACUGUUCAAGUUGGAUAAGUCAUUCGUUUCCAGUACAAUAGAAAUCGAACAGCUUCUCAACGUUUAAAUAGGAUUUGCAACACUGCGAAUUUCACCGAUGACGCACGACCAGCUAGGAAUACGAAGGAACCGGAGCAUACGUUCGGUUCGAGAAGGUGGUGGUAGGGCGCUGCGUGUCAAAGGUAGGCGACUUUGUAUAAAAUCAAACGGGCCUGUUGAAAAGGUGUCACACGAACCAGUAUUCUCAGUACAUCGAAGAUAUUUGUUCAGCAACGAGUACAACGUCAAGAUGCGUGCAAUCAACGUUACGAUCGUUGCUAUUACAUGUUGCUUCCUAGUAUCUUUCAUUAUUGCCACUGAUGCUGUACCCGCUGAAGAGAAUUACUCGCCGACCCUCGACAAUUCUGACAAUGUUCAGUCGUUUGAACAUGAAGCUGGGAGUGCUGGAGUGCCGCUGAAUAGACAAAAAAGAACGCUUCUACUCAAGAAGAAACUUCUCGGUGCAGGACUUGUUGGUUUCGGUUUGGGACUCGCAAAAGGGUACAAAGCUGGCUAUUAUACCGCCCCGAGUGUUCGUCACGUGUAUCUGUCACCCCCAUCGCCAGCCGUAAAAUAUAUUGAAUACGUUGAGAAACCCAUUUUCGUCGAAAGGAUAAUAGAAAGACCGGCACCGCCAUUCGUUAAGCCGAUAGUGUCGGCUGGAUUUAAAGAUCCUUCAUCGUCGUACGGCGCAUGGUAAAACUAAUGCUGAACCAGACUCACCGAUCCAAAGGUCCGAUCCAAAGUUACACACAGCCGAAUCAGUAGCAGUCGUCGAGCGCAUCGUUAAAAACUUGCAAUCUACGAGAACUGUAAAUAAUGUGAACGCAAAAUAGAAUAACGAAUAAAUAGAACA